This is a messenger RNA of Miscanthus lutarioriparius, 2298 nucleotides long. The record is from the annotation of a GenBank genome assembly. NCBI's taxonomy places the organism in Eukaryota, Viridiplantae, Streptophyta, Magnoliopsida, Poales, Poaceae.
AUGCCGAGCAUCCGAGCUCCGGCGUCCAAGCAGACGGCCACGCUACAGGUGGCUGUCAAGUGCAGGCCAUUGACCGACACCGAGCAGCGGCGCUCGCGGCAUAUCAUACAGGUCAUUGAUGACAAGACUGUGGUUGUGCUGGACCCUGAUCUGUCAAAGGACUACCUGGACCUCAUCCAGAACCGGACCAAGGAAAGGAGAUAUACCUUCGAUCAUGUGUACGCGCCUGGAUGCUCCAAUUCGGACGUGUAUAAGAAUAUAUCCUCUACAAUUGCUGGUGUAGUCCAAGGCCUUAAUGCAACAGUCUUUGCUUAUGGUUCUACUGGAAGUGGCAAAACUUACACUAUGGUUGGAACCCAUAGCGAUCCUGGUCUGAUGGUUCUUAGCUUCCGGACAAUUUUUGAGCUGAUAAAAAAGGAUGACAGUAAGGAUACAUUUGAAGUUUCAUGUUCAUAUCUAGAAGUGUACAAUGAGGUUAUCUAUGAUUUGCUUGAGAGAUCCUCUGGACACCUGGAGCUUCGAGAAGAUCCUGAGCAUGGCAUAAUAGUUGCUGGGUUGAGAAGCAUUAAGGUUCACUCUGCAGAUAGGAUUCUUGAGCUGUUGAACAUAGGCAACAGUAGGCGCAAGACAGAGAGUACAGAAGCAAAUGCUACUUCUUCACGGUCACAUGCUGUACUUGAGAUUACCGUAAAGCGAAAGCAGAAAGGCCAAUAUGGUAACCAAGUUCUUCGUGGAAAGCUUGCCUUGGUUGAUCUUGCGGGCAGUGAAAGGGCCUCGGAAACAAACAACUUUGGGCAAAAGCUUAGAGAUGGAGCCAACAUCAAUCGGUCACUCCUAGCAUUAGCAAACUGCAUCAAUGCCCUAGGCAAGCAAAACAAGAAAGGUCUUGCCUAUGUUCCCUAUCGCAACAGUAAAUUAACUCGAAUUCUAAAGGAUGGGCUGUCUGGUAAUUCUCGAACUGUUAUGGUUGCUACAAUAUCACCAGCUGAUGAUCAGUAUCAUCACACAACGAACACACUCAAGUACGCAGACCGUGCUAAAGAGAUAAAAACACAUGUCCAUAAAAAUAUUGGAACACUUGACACUCAUGUUGAAGACUAUCAGAGGAUGAUCGACAAUCUUCAGGUUGAGGUUUCUCAGUUGAAAAAGGAAUUAGCUGAGAAGGAGCAUCAAUUAAGUAUAAAGCCUAUUGAAAAAGCUGCAGAUAGUGAGCUAUCUUGGUUAAAUGUCUUGAGCCAGGAAACUGGUGAGAAUGUUCAAGAACGCAUAAAUCUUCAGAAGGCUCUGUUUGAACUCGAAGAAACCAAUAAGCGCAACCGAAUGGAACUCCAGCAUCUUGACGAUUCUAUUGCAAGGCAUCAGGUGAAAGAAAUGGACUCUACAGUCCUCCAAGCUUUAACAUCAAGGAGACAAGUUAUUCUUGACAACAUCCGUGAUAAUGAUGAAACUGGUUCUGGAUAUAGAAAGGACAUUGAAAUGAAUGAGAGUCGCAGGCGACAACUCCAGGAUAUGAUUGAAGAAGCCAUCAGUAACAAUGGCAAUAAAACCUACCUGCACAUUCUCAGCCAGUACAGACUACUUGAAAUGACUAAUGCUGAGCUUCAAAUUGAGAUGGCUAUGCGGGAUCAAGUUAUACAUAAUCAGAGGGAAGCUCUAAGGAGCCUGUGGAACAUUCUCUAUGGAACGGGGCUAAACCAGAAGCAGAUUCUUAAAUUGGCUGCAAAGCAAGGAUUAACUGUAGAAGGCUGUCCUUUGCCUAGCUCAAGCCCAGAUGUUACCACGCCACCUUCCUUUCCACCUCAUAGAAGGUUUCCAUCGUUUAUGUCAUUUCCUAGUCCGCAGUCAGAGCCUUAUUCUCCGUCUGCUUGCUUUUUCCAACAUGGUUUCAGCACUAUGUCUUUGCUGAAAAAUCAGCAUGAGACGCCCACCAUAUGUAGGCAGGAGCACCUCAGUUCUUACUACAUGAUGUCUGGCUGCUCGCCUUACUCUGGUGAUGGAAAACAGUGGUCACGUGGAAGACCUAUGACAUUCUUUUCUACUCCAGAAAAACCUAAGGAGGUGAGCAGUGUAUACCGGGGAACAGAGAAUGCACAGUCCCAACACAAGAAGGAACAUUCUGGCAGUCAUGAUUUCAGUCUGCAUAGAAAGCUUUCUAGAAUCGAAUUUAAAUUUGGAGAAUCAAAUAUUGGACUUACCAUAAUUGUUAGCAGGAUCCGUGGUCCAUGGAAAGGAAAUGACGGGCCUCGAGAUCCUUCUGGUACACAAACAUCUGUGAUGGCUACAAUGUGGCCUGUCUGA